Paramuricea clavata is the source of this 221-nucleotide messenger RNA. The record is from the annotation of a GenBank genome assembly. Lineage: Eukaryota; Metazoa; Cnidaria; Anthozoa; Malacalcyonacea; Plexauridae.
CAGCAUUGUCCAACAUUGUUGCAACAGCAAUGCUGGGCGAUGUUGGAAAGGCUGAACGGGCCUUAACUAUAGCUGGUUUGAGAGACAAACAUAUAAUUUUUACGCUGAAAGAUCUCAACUCACCCUUGGAGCUGAAUCUAGCCACUUCACCACUUGAUUUAACACGCCGUCACUGUCUCUGUCAGUACAAUGUUCUCCCUAAAAAUAAUCCAGAAUAUUAA